This is a messenger RNA of Linum trigynum, 4509 nucleotides long. The record is from the annotation of a GenBank genome assembly. NCBI's taxonomy places the organism in Eukaryota, Viridiplantae, Streptophyta, Magnoliopsida, Malpighiales, Linaceae.
CUUAAGACAAACAAAGCCCAAUCUUAGUGUCGAGAUUAUUACAUUUGACCUUCCGACGGAUGGGUCACUUUCUCCACGACACAUAAAAAGGGCAAGCACAGCCAUCCACGAAGCAGAUUUACAAACAACGACGCCAUGCCAAAAAUAAGAUCUAGCACCAGUUUCAGUUUGUUUGGGGAAAAGGACGUUCAUCUAUCUAUCUAUCUUCCAGAAGGGUAAAUAUUUACUUGGGGGCAGAGUUUUUAGGUGCACCAGUAAAACUUGCACUUAACGGUAACGCGAUGUGACCGGCGGCCGCCCAGUGGGUGAAAAAACCACACCGGUAACCGUCGAUUCCCGGUCACCCGCUCCUCCACCGACACUUCCCCUUUAUCCCGGUCAGCGGUCACCGACUGCCCUCCCUGCCCGUACCCGUACACCCCCAUUAAUUAAUUAAACAAUUAAUUAUGGAUAAUAAAAUCACGAUUUUAAAAUAAACCCCUCUCCCUCUCCAUUCCCACCACUCUGAUCUUUCCCGCACUCCUUGCCUGCUUGCUUGCUUCCUUCCGUCGGUGCAGAGAGAGAGAAGCACCGCUGAUCCCGAAGCGUUCUGCGGAAUUUUGCCUUUUCCUUCUUCCUUCCGUGCCGUCGCUGUCAGUUAGUCUCGGGGGACGAGGCGGGGAAAAAGUGGCAUUGGCCUUUUGCAGGAAGCGUCGCCGUCUCUUCUCUGCCAACUGCGGCGGUGGUCAGUUUCUCUCUUUUGCUCUCUGCUUUUGGCGCUUCUCUCUUCAACAGCAUUUCUUUUUUAUGCGGAUGCGAUCUCUGGUCCCGUUUGUUUGUUUGUUUGUUUGCUUGCUUGCUUGAGCGGUUCUGUAUGGUAGCGACGUGGAAGAGUGGUGGUUUUGUCUGAUUCCGGGAAUGCGGAGGGGAAAAGAAUGCUCAAUUUCGGGAUUUUAGGCUGAGAUUUCGCUUUCGUUAACUCGCUCGCUUGGCCUGUAGCAGAGAUUUGUGUUCAGUUCAUAGAGGUUUCUCUGCCACUUUCUUUUUCGGGAAUUCUGAAUUUGGAAUCUUCUUUCUUUUUCUUGACUGCUUUUCUAUGACGCAUCGACUAUUUUCUAGUUCGGGGAGAAUCAAUCUUCCGGUUCUUGAGUCAGUAGAGAACUCAGUUCCCUGAAUCUUAGUUCAGUGCUUCUUCAGUUCUUUUAUGGCAAUAUCCGUUAGUUUCUUCUCCUUUUCUUGAGAGCAUGCGCGAUGUCUUGAGCAGAUCUGGAUUCUAAUGCCUGGGCGAUGAAAUUUGUGGUGAUGCGGUAUAGGAAUCAUUAGUGCUUCGAUUCAAGAAUUCGGGAUUGCUGUAGGGUUCUUCGCUUUACUUGGUGAAGAAAUUGCAUUUCUAUUCUACUGCUGCGUGUUAUGGAUGACUUCCGUUCCAAGUUUCAACUUUUGAAUCUGUGUUUCAAGUUUAGUCAAAAGUUUCCUGUCCAACGAAGCAGUGAGUGGCUGUGGAAGCUAAACCUUUAAUGGCUUCAUGAUAAUUAGCUUUCUGCUUUAAGAUCGCUAGAGCCCUGCAAUUCCCUUUUUGCUUUAUAAAUGCGUUUCAUAUCCCUGAUAGUCCCACGGUAACUGUUUGUGUUACUGCUCUCUAGAUGGUUUGAUUGCCCCAACAAAAUGCUCAAGAAGCAUGUUAGCUUAUUGAGAAAUUGGGAUGGGGAUUCACUGUAGUAGGUAGGAUAAGCAGAUUCUGGUUGUGUACAGUAUUGUUUCUUUUCAUUGUUGAAUUGGGGUUCAGUUGUUUGAACCAUUUCUUUCUCCUUGCAGCAGCUGCAUCUGGAUAAGUUGACAGUGUCAUUUGGGGGAGGUGAUAUACCAAAACAAGUUGAACAAUGAAACAGACGGACAAGAAGAAAACUCCAAACACUAACAUUUCCAAGCGACCUGGGAAGACUGAAACUAAAGGCCAACGUCGACCGAAGGAAACGGAAUCUAAAGCUGUGCAUGCUUCUAACCCUGACUCCAGAACUGUAGUAAGUGAUUCGAAUGUGGGCUCAGAGGCCUCCGAAGUUUAUGAAAAUCUGGUUAUACAUUAUGUGGAUGAUGUGAACAGGUGUGAGGACAGUGCAAAAAAAGGCAGCAUCUUGGUGUCGAAGGAGAACAUGGGCGAGGUUGUAGGUGAUCAUUCUAGUGAUAUUGAGAGAGAUCAGAAGCUAGGGAAGGAAGAAGAGUCGGAUUCUGAGACGAUAAAAGAUUCUGUGUCAUCCCACGGUGGGGAUUCAGUCUUAGGUGAUGAUGAGAAGGUAGAAUCAGUUUCUAGAGCUCCUAAAACUGCUGGUGGAACUAGGAAAAAUACAUCAGUAAUAAGAGAUACAGAAGCUAGUAAAUCAAGAGCUAAAGCAGUCACUAAAACCCCCAGAAAGCCAGCAGUCUCUAGUAAAGAACCAUCUAAGGUGACCUGCAAAAACGCUUCUGCCCAAAAGAUUGCUGCUAAGGAGGUUAAACUUGCCCCUAAACCUCCUUCUGAAACUUCUGAUGGAGGAGUAGAAGAUCUAAUCAUUGAUGAUGGUAAAGAGGCAGAUGUGUUUGAGGAGACCUCAAAUGCCACUACAAGGAGUGUUGCAAGUGACAGUGAAACAGUUGAAAUUGAAGACAAUGGUGAAAACGGGGAGGAUGCCACACUCCAAAGUCAACGAAUUGCAGAGUUGGAAACAAAAAUUGAGAAACUUGAAGAGGAACUGAGAGAAGUUGCUGCACUUGAAAUCUCCCUUUACUCUGUUGUACCUGAACAUGGGAGCUCAGCACAUAAGGUGCAUACACCUGCUCGGCGGCUAUCAAGACUCUACAUUCAUGCUGGCAAACACUGGACUCUGGAUAAGCGAGCCACAAUUGCGAAAAACACAGUUUCAGGGCUGGUACUGAUCUCUAAAUCAUGCGGAACUGAUGUACCCAGGUUAUCUUUCUGGCUGUCCAACACAAUUGUGCUGAGGGAGAUCAUUACCCAAGCAUUUGGGUGUUCGGGUAACUCUAGUAUGUCAAGAUUCACAGGAUCCAAUGGGAGUAUGACACUGAAAUGGAAAGGUGGUAAUAAACAAGGUAAUGGGUAUCCCCACUUUGUUGAAGAUUGGCAGGAGACUGGAACCUUCAUUGCUGCCCUGGAGAAAGUUGAGUCGUGGGUGUUCUCUCGAAUAGUGGAGUCUGUUUGGUGGCAGGCAUUGACUCCACAUAUGCAAGCUCCAAGCAAAGAAUUGUCCUCCAAUAAAAGCAUUUCACGAUUAUUAGGCCCAGCGUUGGGAGACCAGCAACAAGGAAACUUUUCCAUCAACCUGUGGAAGAAAGCUUUUGAAGAAGCUCUACGACGAAUUUGUCCGGUUAGAGCAGGAGGGCAUGAGUGUGGCUGUUUGCCAGCCAUGGCCAAAAUGGUUAUGGAGCAGUGUGUGGCAAGGCUUGACGUAGCGAUGUUCAAUGCUAUUCUGAGAGAGUCGGCCCAUGAGAUCCCAACUGAUCCAGUUUCAGACCCUAUUGUGGACUCAAGGGUUCUGCCUAUACCAGCGGGGGACUUGAGCUUUGGCUCUGGAGCACAACUCAAGAAUUCUGUUGGAAAUUGGUUAAGAUGGCUCCUAGAUACGGUGGCGAUGGACGAUGAGGAAACCCCAGAUCGCGAAGAAAAGACCAGUAGUGAUGUUGAUGAUGACCAUAGACAAAAUGCCAAACCCAAGUGCUUCAACCUUCUCAAUGACUUGAGCGAUCUUCUUAUGCUUCCGAAGGACUUGCUAAUUGACAGAUCAGUGAGAAAAGAGGUUUGCCCGUCAAUUGGCCUUCCAUUGGUGAAGCGGAUACUCUGCAAUUUUACACCAGACGAGUUCUGUCCCGAUGCUGUCCCCGGAGCUGUACUAGAAGCCUUGAACGCUGAGAGCAUUGUGGAGCGCAAACUUGCAGGAGGAGCAUCCAUGAGGAGCUUCCCUUAUACUGCUGCACCAGUUGUGUACAUUCCACCUUCAUGUGACGCGGUAUCGGAGAGAGUUGCAGAAGCUGAUGAUAAUAAUAGUGGUGGUGGUGGUGGUGGUUUGGAGUCUCACUUGUCGAGAAAUGCUUCAGUUGUACAGAGGAAAGGAUACACUAGCGACGAGGAACUGGAAGAGCUGGACUCUCCCCUCGUCUCGAUUCUCGACAGCUUGAAAUCCUCCUCGAAUUGGAUUAACGGAAAGCAGAGUGAGCAGAAGGUCGCAAAUGCGAGGUACGAACUGCUUCGCGAGGUAUGGUCAGGCUGAAGUUGCUUUCAUGUGUCGAAAAGAGUUGGAUAUAUAGUAGUGGAUUUCACAGGCUCUGUAUGAUAAUGAACAAUUUGCCUCUUUUUCGUUUUGCCUCUGUGGUUUCUUGGGUCCUUAGCACCACAAAAGUAAAUAUCAUGGAAAGAAAUGAAAGCUGAAAAUGGUGUCAAGAGAAGUAUAAUCAGAGUGGCAGAAGUGUCAUCUUGCUUGUGUUACAAGGCACUAGUUUGGGGGUUGGAAUCCAUGGGCAAAAGAAAGGUUGAUGAUUGAU